UUUCAGGAAUAAGGGCGUGAGAGGGGUCUUGGAAAACACAGUCAAGCUUUCUGGUCGCGCGGAUUCAAAGCUAACCGUCUUGUAGUGCUUCGGCUACUGCGGCUCGUGCGAAGAUCCGAGUGGUGCGGACUGUGAAUUCAUUCCACGACCGCAAAUCGCACCGUGAAACAUUACGUCAUAUCCCAAUCUUUGCGGAGUGCAGACAUAUCUGGGGUUGCUGACCUCUGCGCAUGCAGCUUGUAUUAAUAAUUUGUUGUACAACACCCACACCAUGUGCGAUGAACGUGUCGCUGUCAGCUGCGACCAGUCUCUGCAGCAGAGCGGCAGCAUGGCAUUUGACUAGUCGCGAUGCGCGUGCAUCUCGAUUGUGCAUAGGAACAGUGGAUACCCUCAUUUGCAUUAUCGUUUAUUCGUUUAUGCUCUCCUUAUUGAACUCAACAAAAAUCGCUUACAGGCAGGUUUUCAAGACCAUAUUUCUGGACUCAACAGCCGUUCCCCAUAAGGCUGAAACGAGACCUAGCUGGCCACGCCCGGGCCAACGUUGACGUAGCUGUGGAUCCUGGGCGCAUCCGUACCUGAGAGAUGGUGACUUU
Messenger RNA from Alternaria alternata, 593 nucleotides. RefSeq lists its product as hypothetical. The record is from RefSeq and is a predicted model, not a curated record. Lineage: Eukaryota; Fungi; Ascomycota; Dothideomycetes; Pleosporales; Pleosporaceae. The transcript has a single exon. The coding region runs from base 231 to 545 and encodes 104 amino acids.